AUGCGGCUCUUCUCUUCUGAUUCCCCUUUCACGUGGGUGACCUUCACCCUAGCAUUGCUUCCGGCAGUUCUUAGCUCACCCCUUCUACCAAAGCGGACGAGGGGGGUCUCAAUGGGCUUGCACACGGAUUUCCCAGACCCGAGUUUUCUCAAGGCUGCCGAUGGGAUGUGGUAUGCAUUCGCUACAAAUGGUAAUGGCAAGCGUAUCCAGGUUGCCUCCUCAAAGGACUUUUCUUCGUGGACGUUAUUGGAUAUCGAAGCCCUGCCUACGCUUUCCUCUUGGGAGACAGACAAAGACCACUACGCCCCAGAUGUGGUUCUGCGCGAUGACGGAAAGUACGUGAUGUACUACUCAGGUGAAGCCAAAUCAGACGUUGGACACCACUGCGUCGGCACGGCCAUUGCAGACAACCCUACAGGACCAUAUGUUCCCAGUGACACGCCAUUAUCUUGCCGACUUGAUCAGGGCGGGUCUAUUGAUCCAGCAGGAUUCAAAGACAAAGACGGCGCGCGAUACGUCACGUUCAAAGUCGACGGUAACAGCGUUGGCCACGGCGGCAACUGCAACAACGGAAUCGAACCUCUGGUCUCAACGCCUAUCAUGCUGCAAAAGGUUCAAGCCGAUGGGGUCACUCCUAUUGGUGAUGCAGUGCAAAUUCUCGACCGCAGUACUGCUGAUGGCGAUGGACCGCUUGUCGAAGCGCCGAGUCUGGUUUUGCGGGGUGGAACUUAUUUCUUGUUCUAUUCUACGCACUGCUAUACUGACGAUGCGUAUGACAUGCGAUGGGCCACUGCGACCAAUAUUGCGGGGCCGUAUACGAAGACGAAUGUUGAGUUGGUUAAGACUGGAGAUGGUCUUAUUUCGCCUGGUGGUGCGACAGUUUGUGGGUGUGGAGAUCGGAUGCUUUUCCACGGGUGGUGUGAUGAUUCGAAGAAGAUAAGAUGCAUGUACUAUGCGGAUGUGAACCUCAGUGGGAGGACUGCGACUAUUGUUUAG
Penicillium atrosanguineum is the source of this 996-nucleotide messenger RNA. Its product is annotated as glycoside hydrolase family 43 protein. Gene Ontology annotation, molecular function: hydrolase activity, hydrolyzing O-glycosyl compounds. The transcript is spliced from 2 exons. Gene Ontology annotation, biological process: carbohydrate metabolic process. Lineage: Eukaryota; Fungi; Ascomycota; Eurotiomycetes; Eurotiales; Aspergillaceae. The record is from RefSeq and is a predicted model, not a curated record. Bases 1 to 996 code for a protein of 331 amino acids.